GGGCUGUCAUGACUAUAUGAUAAGAAUCGAAGAAUCAUAAACAAAGUGAUGGCAUGUUGUGGCGAUGCUUCUGGUUGGGCUAAAAUUGGUUUCAUCUGCAUCUUUCUUGCGUUUGGAUUGCAGUCAGCUGCUUUUCUGACGAACUACUGGAUGGUGUAUAACACAGCUAAGGAUCUGUUCGAUAUAAGAGUUGGGUUACUCUGGUUCACAAAUUGUACGUCUGCUUGUGCUACUUCUACAACCCCGAGCAGUUACCAUUCGUUAUUCUUCACCCUGACCAAAAUAUUUGAAGGUGUAACUAUCGGCCUAUUUUUCAUCAUUGUUGUGAUUUAUGCCUUCUACGUACUAGCAGACAGAAGCAGGACAAGGGCAACAGCCAUAUCUUUGAUAAUUAUACUAGUCACAUCAGUUCUAUUUCCGAUUGCUGGAAUUGUAUUAUGGAUCCUGCAGAUAGAUUUUCCAUAUUUCCUAGCUUGGUCGGCUGGAAUGUCCAUGAUAGCAACGGGAUUAGCAUUUUUUUCAAUGCUAUGCUUGAUUCCAGAUUUAAAAGAAUAUCCAUAUUAUAACAAAAUGGCGAUCGUUCCAACAGACACUUUCUUUGAUGAUAUGCAGUAUAGGAAAUACGAUACUAAAAAUAACUCGUAUGUCGACAAAGACAAGAUUGACAGAGAACCGAAACGAAAACCUCACUUAAAAGAUCCAUAUUCGGUGAAAGAUACUUACAUGGAUGAUGAAAUAGACAGAAAAGCCCUAAUGUUUACUCAUUCUAAACCACCGAGAUAUGAUUUUUUUAAGCAAAAUCCACUGCCAACAAAAUACUAAUAUCAGUUACUUGAUAUAUUAUGUUCAAGUGCAACUUACGAUUAUUACAGACUUUUUGUACAAGUUAUCAGUAUUCUGAUAUCCCGGUUCCGCCUUCUUUCAUCGCCAUUCUAUUUCCUAAUAUACCUUUAAAACGCACUGUCCCAUUUGAAGAAUAAAGCUGCAAAUGACGACUAACUGGGGAAAUUCAAUAUACGAAAUGUAUUGUACCAGUAGGCACCCAAAUCAUCGUAUAGUGUCAUUAUAAAAACUUUGUACAAGGACAAGACUGUAGAAUGUAGUCUUUUUAGAAUGGUAAUGAUAAGACGUCAAACUAAUGCAAAUUGGCUUGUUUCUUCUAGUAUGCCAAGAGUUUAUGAAAACUCUGAUAUUGUACAAAAAAAUGUAAACAUUACAAAAUGUACAUGCAUGAUUAUGAUUUGUACACAACAUAUGAAUAUACUAUUUAAUCAUUUUAAUCUCAGAACAUUG
This is a messenger RNA of Mytilus trossulus (common blue mussel), 1293 nucleotides long. RefSeq lists its product as uncharacterized. The transcript has 3 exons. The record is from RefSeq and is a predicted model, not a curated record. Lineage: Eukaryota; Metazoa; Mollusca; Bivalvia; Mytilida; Mytilidae. The coding region runs from base 49 to 822 and encodes 257 amino acids.